Molecule: messenger RNA, 4507 nt
Organism: Pongo pygmaeus (Bornean orangutan)
Lineage: Eukaryota; Metazoa; Chordata; Mammalia; Primates; Hominidae
Gene: LRP12
Product: LDL receptor related protein 12
Exons: 7
Coding region: 492-3071 (859 amino acids)
Cellular component (GO): plasma membrane
Molecular function (GO): protein binding
Source: RefSeq, a predicted model, not a curated record
GCUCUCUCAUCGAUUGGCGCUGCCUUGCUCCUUGGGCUCCCGUCGCGUGGAAAUCGGCCCGAGACUGGGAAAGUCCAGCGGAGCGCGGGGAGGGAACCGAGGCAGGCGGGCCAGGGGAUUGCCGAUCGCACGGAUGGGCGCGCGCUCCGUCUGGCGAGUGGCGGCGCCGGCUAGCCCGAGCGGCGCGAGGCCGGAGUCCCGCGUCCGCCACCCGCUCGCCUCGCGCCGGCGCGCGAGCUCCUUGCCCUUGCCCCCAGGAGGGCCGCCCCGCGUGGGGCUCUCGCACCGCCCGGGGUGGGAGCAGGCGAGCCGGAGGGAGGAGGGAGGAGGGAGGAGGGAGCGCGCGCGGGCGGCGGCGGCCCCUCCCCUCCCCCUCCCGCAGCCGCGGAGAGCGCAGGGAGCAGCCGGUGGCUCGGUGGCGGCGGCGUCUACCCCCAGCUCCUCCUCCCUCCUCCUCCGUCUCCUCCUCUCUCUCUCCAUCUGCUGUGGUUAUGGCCCGUCGCUGGAGCACAAAAGAGUCUCCGCGGUGGAGGUCUGCGUUGCUCUUGCUUUUCCUCGCUGGGGUGUACGGAAAUGGUGCUCUUGCAGAACAUUCUGAAAAUGUGCAUAUUUCAGGAGUGUCAACUGCUUGUGGAGAGACUCCAGAGCAAAUUCGAGCACCAAGUGGCAUAAUCACAAGCCCAGGCUGGCCUUCUGAAUAUCCUGCAAAAAUCAACUGUAGCUGGUUCAUAAGGGCAAACCCAGGCGAAAUCAUUACUAUAAGUUUUCAGGAUUUUGAUAUUCAAGGAUCCAGAAGGUGCAAUUUGGACUGGUUGACAAUAGAAACAUACAAGAAUAUUGAAAGUUACAGAGCUUGUGGUUCCACAAUUCCACCUCCAUAUAUCUCUUCACAAGACCACAUCUGGAUUAGGUUUCAUUCGGAUGACAACAUCUCUAGAAAGGGUUUCAGACUGGCAUAUUUUUCAGGGAAAUCUGAGGAACCAAAUUGUGCUUGUGAUCAGUUUCGUUGUGGUAAUGGAAAGUGUAUACCAGAAGCCUGGAAAUGUAAUAACAUGGAUGAAUGUGGAGAUAGUUCCGAUGAAGAGAUCUGUGCCAAAGAAGCUAAUCCUCCAACUGCGGCUGCUUUUCAACCCUGUGCUUACAACCAGUUCCAGUGUUUAUCCCGUUUUACCAAAGUUUACACUUGCCUCCCCGAAUCUUUAAAAUGUGAUGGGAACAUUGACUGCCUUGACCUAGGAGACGAGAUAGACUGUGAUGUGCCAACAUGUGGGCAAUGGCUAAAAUAUUUUUAUGGUACUUUUAAUUCUCCCAAUUAUCCAGACUUUUAUCCUCCUGGAAGCAAUUGCACCUGGUUAAUAGACACUGGUGAUCACCGUAAAGUCAUUUUACGCUUCACUGACUUUAAACUUGAUGGUACUGGUUAUGGUGAUUAUGUCAAAAUAUAUGAUGGAUUAGAGGAGAAUCCACACAAGCUUUUGCGUGUGUUGACAGCUUUUGAUUCUCAUGCACCUCUUACAGUUGUUUCUUCUUCUGGACAAAUAAGGGUACAUUUUUGUGCUGAUAAAGUGAAUGCUGCGAGGGGAUUUAAUGCUACUUACCAAGUAGAUGGGUUCUGUUUGCCAUGGGAAAUACCCUGUGGAGGUAACUGGGGGUGUUAUACGGAGCAGCAGCGUUGUGAUGGGUAUUGGCAUUGCCCAAAUGGAAGGGAUGAAAUCAAUUGUACCAUGUGCCAGAAGGAAGAAUUUCCAUGUUCCCGAAAUGGUGUCUGUUAUCCUCGUUCUGAUCGCUGCAACUACCAGAAUCAUUGCCCAAAUGGCUCAGAUGAAAAAAACUGCUUUUUUUGCCAACCAGGAAAUUUCCAUUGUAAAAACAAUCGUUGUGUGUUUGAAAGUUGGGUGUGUGAUUCUCAAGAUGACUGUGGUGAUGGCAGUGAUGAAGAAAAUUGCCCAGUAAUCGUGCCUACAAGAGUCAUCACUGCUGCCGUCAUAGGGAGCCUCAUCUGUGGCCUGUUACUCGUCAUAGCAUUGGGAUGUACUUGUAAGCUUUAUUCGCUGAGAAUGUUUGAAAGAAGAUCAUUUGAAACACAGUUGUCAAGAGUGGAAGCAGAAUUGUUAAGAAGAGAAGCUCCUCCCUCUUAUGGACAAUUGAUUGCUCAGGGUUUAAUUCCACCAGUUGAAGAUUUUCCUGUUUGUUCACCUAAUCAGGCUUCUGUUUUGGAAAAUCUGAGGCUAGCGGUACGAUCUCAGCUUGGAUUUACUUCAGUCAGGCUUCCUAUGGCAGGCAGAUCAAGCAACAUUUGGAACCGUAUUUUUAAUUUUGCAAGAUCACGUCAUUCUGGGUCAUUGGCUUUGGUCUCAGCAGAUGGAGAUGAGGUUGUCCCUAGUCAGAGUACCAGUAGAGAACCUGAGAGAAAUCAUACUCACAGAAGUUUGUUUUCCGUGGAGUCUGAUGAUACAGACACAGAAAAUGAGAGAAGAGAUAUGGCAGGAGCAUCUGGUGGGGUUGCAGCUCUUUUGCCUCAAAAAGUCCCUCCCACAACGGCAGUAGAAGCGACAGUAGGAGCAUGUGCAAGUUCCUCAACUCAGAGUACCCGAGGUGGUCAUGCAGAUAAUGGAAGGGAUGUGACAAGUGUGGAACCCCCAAGUGUGAGUCCAGCACGUCACCAGCUUACAAGUGCACUCAGUCGUAUGACUCAGGGGCUACGUUGGGUACGUUUUACAUUAGGACGAUCAAGUUCUGUAAGUCAGAACCAGAGUCCUUUGAGACAACUUGAUAAUGGGGUAAGUGGAAGAGAAGAUGAUGAUGAUGUUGAAAUGCUAAUUCCAAUUUCUGAUGGAUCUUCAGACUUUGAUGUGAAUGACUGCUCCAGACCUCUUCUUGAUCUUGCCUCAGAUCAAGGACAAGGGCUUAGACAACCAUAUAAUGCAACAAAUCCUGGAGUAAGGCCAAGUAAUCGAGAUGGCCCCUGUGAGCGCUGUGGUAUUGUCCACACUGCCCAGAUACCAGACACUUGCUUAGAAGUAACACUGAAAAACGAAACGAGUGAUGACGAGGCUUUGUUACUUUGUUAGGUACGAAUCACAUAAGGGAGAUUGUAUACAAGUUGGAGCAAUAUCCAUUUAUUAUUUUGUAACUUUACAGUUAAACUAGUUCUAGUUUAAAAAGAAAAAAUGCAGGGUGAUUUCUUAUUAUUAUAUGUUAGCCUGCAUGGUUAAAUUCGACAACUUGUAACUCUAUGAACUUAGAGUUUACUAUUUUAGCAGCUAAAAAUGCAUUACAUAUUCAUAUUGUUCAAUAAUGUCCUUUCAUUUGUUUCUGAUUGUUUUCAUCCUGAUACUGUAGUUCACUGUAGAAAUGUGGCUGCUGAAACUCAUUUGAUUGUCAUUUUUAUCUAUCCUAUGUUAAAUGGUUUGUUUGUACAAAAUAAUAUCUUAUUUUAAUUGAAACGUUUAUGCUUUUGCCAACACAUCUUGUAACUUAAUAUACUAGAUGUUAAGGUUGUUAAUGUACAAAAAAAACACCCUUAUACUCACCUGCGUUUUCAUUUGUUUGACAUUUGUCUAUUACUGGAUUUCAUUAUCAUAUGAACUUGUCAAAGGGAAACAAACUUUGUCUAAAAAUUUUUCUCUUACGUUUAACUUAAAAUGAUGUGAAAUUUAGGCAGAGUUGGAUAAAUUACUGGCAAAAACAAAACUCUUUUAUAAAGAUUUUCUAAUGUUGACUUUAAUACUCUAACAUGGUACAAACCAAAUGGUAAAAUCCCAAGUCAUUUCUUUUUCCAUCUCUAUUUAGCAACAGAAUUAAGUGGAUGAAGAUAUUCUACUAUGCAUUAAAUCUUGAACUUUAUAAAACAUGUACAAAAAUUGUACAAGAUAAGUUCCAACUGGUAAUGUCUUUCCCUAAUACAGGGUUGCGCUUGCAUUGGACCCUAGGGAUUUGCACUAAAAUUAUAUCAAGGUCUCAGAUGAGCUUAGUGCACAAGCACUAUCACUUUAAAUACUAUUAUUUGCUACCACAGCGACUAUAUAUUUCCAUAGCUUUUGGCUGGGGGCGGGGGACAUUUUUAUUACAACUUGAAAUUGCUUUGCUGGUUUCAUAUUUAUUUGUUGUAUUUAAAAAAUACAUUGUUGUAAGAGUGAUUUUUUUCAAUAUAUUUUAUUCCUGGGGGGGAUCAUGCUACACUCUCAAAAGAAAAUUAAGAAAUCAUUCAGAUCAUCCCCCCUUUUUAAGUAGUGUGAAUUGCAAAACCCAACAUAUUUUUUUUUUACUGUCAAUUGCCGUUUAUUUAUUCUUUAGCUGUCUGUUUUAGUAGUUUAAUGAUUAUGAAAAAUGUAUUUGUGUGUGAUUUGCUAUUUAUUAAAUUUUAAGUACUUUGCUGAAUGUCAUUUUAAAGCAUGUUUGAAGUCUUGUGUAUUUGUCUGUGUUAUGCUGUCAGGAGGAACUGACUAAGAUGUUUUAAUAUGUAUCAGAAAUUAAAAUGAUUUUUUUUAUUGCCUUGAGGUACAAA